Molecule: messenger RNA, 507 nt
Organism: Chenopodium quinoa (quinoa)
Lineage: Eukaryota; Viridiplantae; Streptophyta; Magnoliopsida; Caryophyllales; Amaranthaceae
Product: probable 2-oxoglutarate-dependent dioxygenase ANS
Exons: 4
Coding region: 1-507 (168 amino acids)
Source: RefSeq, a predicted model, not a curated record
AUGGAUGAAUCAAGAAAUGAAGAUGUAAUAUCAAGCAAUCUAUGGGAAGAAACUUUGUUGAUCGAUUUCGAUCUCAUUUCCACCGUUUCAUCAUCUGCUCAUCAAGAUGAACUUUCCAAGCUUAAUUCUGCUCUCAAAAAUUGGGGUUGUUUUCAGGUUACGUUGCGUUUAUUGGUGGUUUUUGUUGUUGUUAAUGAUCAGGUUAUAAACCAUUGUAUGACAAAUUUAUUUCUGGACGAGUUGCUUGAUAUUUGUAGGCAGUUUUUUGCACUUCCUUUAGAGGAAAAACUAAAAUCGGCAAUGGAAGAAGAUAUUUUCAAUGGAUAUGGAAACCCGGCUGUUGUGCUUGCUGGAGAUAAGCCUAUCAACUGGAAUGAUAGACUCUUUCUUACAGUUUAUCCCGAGGAUCAACGCAAGCUCCCAUUUGGGCCUCAGAAGCCGGAUAAAUUCAGUAACUUUGCACUAAAUUUGACAUUAUCACAUGGCAGAUAUCAUUACUGUAUUUGA